UCGAGAAAGAUCAUCAUAUUGUGCAAUUAACCAAUCACCACCUAAUUAAUUACCUUCUUCAACCUCGGUAUCCUCUAAUCUCACCGAUCAAAUGUUGUGCACUUUCAAGCUCAGGAGCCUCCUCUUCCUCUGCACAUUUCUCACGGGAGCGUUGCUCUGGUUCAUCUCCCAUUUCCUCUGGUGAUCCAUCAAUCCAUUUUAUCCGCCAUUGAUCCGAUCCGAUUCGAUCAAACCCAUGUGUAUCUAGAAAUCUAGAGAGAGAGAGAGAGAGAGGCAUCGAUCGAUCGAUCGAUCGAAGGAUGGUUGGUUCUUGUCAUGCAUCUUCACCAUUGCCGGAUCUGCCGGGGAGGAAGAAGAAGAAGUGCUGUUGCUGCCCAGGAUUAUGAGAUCGAUGGACUACUACGAGAUCCUCCAUGUCGACCGGAGCGCCACCGACGACGACAUCCGCCGCGCCUACCGCCGCCUCGCCAUGCGGUGGCACCCCGACAAGAACCACACCGGCAAGAAGGACGCCGAGGCCAAGUUCAAAGACAUCACCGAAGCCUACAACGUGCUCAGCGACGCCGGGAAGAGGGCGCUGUACGACCAGUACGGGGAGGAGGGGCUCAGGGCCGGUGGCGCGCCGCCGCAGCCCGGCGGCGGCGGCGGCGGCGCUGACGACAUCUUCGCCGAGUUCUUCGGGAGCACGCCGUUCACGUACUGCAACACGGGCGCCGGCACCACGGCGCGCGCCAAGCAGCAGGCGGCCUGGGACGCCGGUGGCGGCGGCGCGUACUUUGGAAGAGGCGGGUUCGCCCGUGACCACGGCGGCGGUGGCGCGGCGGCGUCGCCCCAGCCGCCGCCGGUGGAGAGCAAGCUGGCGUGCACCCUGGAGGAGCUCUACGUCGGCGUCACCAAGAACAUGAAGAUCUCCCGCAACGUCGUCGAUGCUAGCGGGAGAAUGAAAACGGAGUCGGAGAUUCUGUCGAUCGAGGUGAAGCCGGGGUGGAAGAAGGGGACCAAGAUCACGUUCCCGGGGAAGGGGAACCAGCAGUGGAGCCAGCUCCCCGCCGACCUGGUGUUCGUCGUCGACGAGAAGCCGCACGACGUGUACCGCCGCGACGGCAACGACCUGGUGGCGGAGGCCCGGGUCACGCUGGCCGACGCGCUGGGCGGCACGGUGGUCGUCCUCGCCACGCUCGACGGCCGCGAGCUGCUGGUGGAGGUGAGCGGCGGCGGUGUCGCCGCCGGCGACGAGGACGACGACGACGAGGACCCCGUGGUGUACCCCGGGUACGAGCUGGUGGUGCCGUCGGAGGGCAUGCCAAUCGCCCGCGAGCCCGGCCGCCACGGCAGCCUGAGGAUCCGGUUCGACGUCGCGUUCCCGGAGCGGCUGACGCGGAGGCAGCGCGCGCAGAUCAAGCGCAUCCUCGACGCCGCCGGCUAGCAGCCGGCGGCUGGCGCGACGUGACGUGCUGUAGGCUGUAGCUAGGAGCAGGCGACUUGCUUUCUUGCUUAAGCACAGCUUAAUUAGAGUUUGUAAACUACUAGUACUAACGUGGAUGUGUGUACAACCUUGCGAUAAAACAUGAUUUCGAAAAGGUUAACAAACACCUAUUUGUCAUGCA
Molecule: messenger RNA, 1607 nt
Organism: Oryza sativa Japonica Group (Japanese rice)
Lineage: Eukaryota; Viridiplantae; Streptophyta; Magnoliopsida; Poales; Poaceae
Cellular component (GO): cytosol
Molecular function (GO): protein-folding chaperone binding
Source: RefSeq, a predicted model, not a curated record